AUCUCCCUCCCUCUCUUUCAGCGAGAGAGUGUGUGUGAGAGAGAGAGAGAGAGAGAGAACUAUGGUUUCAUAAUACCAUAGGGGCUAGUGCCUUAUACUGUUUACCUCUUUUUAUUUUUUAACCUUCCUGUUUGCACUUUGGGAAAUUGCAAGAUGUAGAAUCCCAUAUGUUCUGAUUUUUGCAUUUUACAGGAGCUGAUAUUAAUAUGAAAACUGAUGGUGGUCGCACUGCCCUUCACUAUGCUGCCAGUAAGGGAUGGAUGAAGAUUGCUGAAAUUUUGAUCUCUCAAGGGGCAAAGAUUAAUCUGAAGGACAAGGUUGGUUGCACCCCAUUGCAUCGGGCAGCUAGCACAGGGAACUCAGAAGUGUGUGAACUUUUAAUUGAGGAAGGAGCAGAGGUUGAUGCUGUUGAUAAAGCUGGUCAAACUCCUCUUAUGAAUGCAGUUAUUUGCUAUGACAAAGAGGUAGCUCUACUUUUAAUAAGGCAUGGAGCAGAUGUUGAUGUGGAAGACAAGGAAGGAUACACUGUGCUUGGUCGAGCUUCAGCUGAUUUUAGGCCAAUUCUAAUUGACGCUGCCAAGGCCAUGCUAGAAGGAUAAACUUCAGAAUAAUUAGCAGAUUAGAAGGGGGAAUCCUUAGGUGAGGCUGAAGUGUGCUUUGUUGAAGAAUUGUACUGUGAUUAAAUUCCUAUUAAGUCAUGUAAAGUGUGAAAUUUACUGUACAGACAUGUAAACAAUCAUCAUCAUAGUCAUCAAGAGCCUAUAGAGACAAUUGAAGGAUCUAUAAAAUUUUCUUGAUUUAAUCAUAA
Molecule: messenger RNA, 808 nt
Organism: Quercus lobata
Lineage: Eukaryota; Viridiplantae; Streptophyta; Magnoliopsida; Fagales; Fagaceae
Product: 26S proteasome non-ATPase regulatory subunit 10-like
Exons: 3
Coding region: 207-599 (130 amino acids)
Molecular function (GO): protein binding
Source: RefSeq, a predicted model, not a curated record